Aureobasidium pullulans EXF-150 is the source of this 610-nucleotide messenger RNA. RefSeq names its product profilin. Gene Ontology annotation, molecular function: actin monomer binding. The transcript is spliced from 5 exons. Lineage: Eukaryota; Fungi; Ascomycota; Dothideomycetes; Dothideales; Saccotheciaceae. The record is from RefSeq and is a predicted model, not a curated record. The coding region runs from base 18 to 410 and encodes 130 amino acids. Gene Ontology annotation, cellular component: cell cortex.
CCUUCACAACCGCAGGAAUGUCGUGGCAAGCAUACGUCGACCAGAGCCUGAUCGGCACUGGCAACAUUGACAAGGCCGCCAUCUUCAACAGCGAAGGCAACAGCGUCUGGGCCACUUCUGCCGGCUUUACUGUCUCGCCCCAAGAGAUGAACGAGGUUGUCACCGCAUUCAAGGACACUUCCGAUGUCAAGAAGGUCCAGAGCACCGGUCUCCACAUUGCCGGUGAGAAGUUCAUUGUUCUCAAGGCUGACGACAGAAGCUUGUACGGCAAGAAGGGCAAGGAGGGUAUUGUCAUUGUCAAGACCAAGCAGGCUCUUCUCGUCACCCACUACCCCGAGCACGUCCAACCGGGUGUUGCUGCCAACACCGUCGAGCAACUCGCCGACUACCUGAUAAGCGUCAACUACUGAGGGGCAUGUCCAAUCUGGAUAUUUCCUGACAUCCCCCCGUCUUUCGUCUCAUCUCCUUGAUGUCGAGAUUUGAGGCUCCACCCCUUUUCUUUUCCUUGACUGUGCAGGGUGCAGAGGGAAGUUGGGUUUUCUGCCCAAUCAAAAAAACACACAACAAUACUGUUACACCAAUCCAAGACUUGUGCAUAGCGAAUAUAUCU